AUGAAAAUUGCUUGUUUACAAUUUGCUCCUCAAGUCGGAGAUGUCGAGAAAAACCUUAGUCGGGCAGAUGCGGUACUCAGUAAAGCAAAUUCGGAAGACAUCGAUCUAUUAGUUCUACCUGAGAUGGCUUUUUCAGGCAAGUCUCGUAUUCCAGAUAUUUUCAGUGACAAUGAUCUUUCGGAUUCACGAUUAACCAAUUAUAUAGGCUACAACUUUUCCUCGCUGAAACAUAUCACUCCUUAUCUCGAGUUUGCUACUUUUGGUACCACAUCAUUGUGGGCAAAAAAGACAGCUCUCAAGCACAAUUGUAUAGUUACAGUUGGUUAUCCAGAAAAGGUUGAUCCUUGUUCAAGUGAAUCAGCAAAACCAGAGUACUAUAAUUCUACGCUCACCGUGAAUAAGGAGGGAAAGAUUGUGGCUAACUACCGAAAAUCAUUCCUGUACUAUACGGAUGAAACUUGGGCUCAUGAAGGGUCUGGCUUCUUUAAUGGUCACAUUGAUGGACUAGGGAAUGUAGCAAUUGGAAUUUGCAUGGAUCUAAACCCAUAUAAAUUCGAAGCUCCAUGGAAUGCUUAUGAAUUUGCCUACCACGUACUUCACAAACAAGCAAAUAUCGUCAUGUUAUCAAUGGCUUGGCUUACAAGAGAGGAUCAGAAGUCUUUUGGUCUAUUAGCAAAAGAACCUGAUAUGGAAACAAUUUCGUACUGGAUCGCCAGAUUGGAACCCAUUCUUCGAGCCGACGUCACAGGGGAAAUUAUCAUUGUUCUUGCUAAUCGAUGUGGAACUGAACGUGAAGCAACAUAUGCGGGGACGAGCGCAGUACUAGGUAUCAAAAAUGGCGAAGUCAGAGUAUAUGGACUUCUUGGACGAGGCGAGGAAGAACUCUUGAUCGUCGAUACCAACGAACAUCCUAAAGCGAAGAUUGUUUCUCAAGCAAGGUCAGCCCAAUCUAAUUGA
This is a messenger RNA of Sclerotinia borealis F-4128, 957 nucleotides long. The record is from the annotation of a GenBank genome assembly. Lineage: Eukaryota; Fungi; Ascomycota; Leotiomycetes; Helotiales; Sclerotiniaceae.